GUAACACGAGCCACCCCAUAAAUACUUUUAGUUGUCGCAAAAAGAAUUUUUACAGAGCCCGAAGGAAGAAGCAAGCUAAUUCUAAAUACUGCAAUUGCCUUAAUUAAGGGAUGACAUAUAAUUCGGACAUCCCCUUAAAACUCAUCGGUAAUUAAAUAAAUCGUAAUUAUAUAUAGCGAAAUUAGAAUUUCCUAAUUUGCUUUAAGAAUAGGCGUGAGCGACACCGUGGAACAGCUACAAAAAUAUUAUUUAGUGAUCGGAGACCCGGUAAUUGAAAAAUUCUACUGCAACAGUUUUAUAUAAAACGGCUGUGAUCAGCAAGUAGGGAUUAAUAAACCAAUUGGAUAACUAUUAAUAGCCAUUGGUCUUAUUUCUUUCACACAGAUCAUUAUGACUAACGUUAAAGAUUUGGAAAAGGGUGGUGACGAUUACGUCCCUAUUAUUGUACAACCUACCAAGAAAGUAGCAAAGAAUUCUAAUGCUAGUAUUAUUCAUAAAAUUCUGACAUUACUUAUUAUUGGUGGAAUUUUAUUAUUUGGUUAUAAUCAUUACUCAUCUGAUAAUGAUAAUAAAUCCCUUACUAAUUUGUUAGGUCUCCCAUGGUAUCAACCUCAACCUCCUUAUUAUUCAAAUCCAAAUUCUGCUUCUGAAAUUAUUUAUGAAAUUCAACCUCCAGUUGAAUUAUCUAAUUUUAAAGAAUAUAAUACCACUAUUUUAUUUGACGAAGAAGAAUUGAAAGAUGGAUUAGUGAAUCAUUUCAAAAUCCCUCAUCCAUCUCAUGGAAGAUUUAAUGGAGCAUUUUUAACCUUAAAUUUUACUAAUAAAAAUGUCGUUUCUGAAGUGAUUUCUGAUUCUUUUGCAGUCAUUGAAAUAUCAAUUGAUGGUCAUCCAGUUUGGAGAACUUCUACUCCUUAUGGUGAUACUGAUUCUUUUAGUUUCAGUUCUUCAUACUCCAACAUUUCCGAUUACAUUUCCAUUUUAUCAUCUCAUGGUAAACAUCAUAAAAAGAAUCGUUCCAGCAAACAUGAAGUUUCCAUUGCUGUAUUAGAAGGAUCUAUAUCUUUGGUUGAUGUUUCUUUAAGUUUAACUCUUACAAAGAGUGAACAUUCCAAAAAUCAUUCAGAAGAAAAGAAUAAAAUCAUUUCUGCUCAAGAUAUCUUUUUAAGUUCAAAACCUGCCAGUAAUGUGAUUGCUUUAGUUAAUGAAGAUAAAAAAUUCUUUACUGUUCCAAAUAAAGAUCAAUUCAAAAUUAAUUUACCAAAAAUUUCUUCAAGCUUUACCAUUGCUAAAUUAAACUUAUUUAUUUCUGCUACAGCAGAAGAAAUUGGAUAUUUCAAGAAUGAUGAUGAUCCAAUACGUCAUUUAAAUGUUUUCAUUGGUGGUAACUAUGUUUCUACUAUUAUUCCAAAAGCUAGUUUGUUUCAUACUGAAUCAAUCAGUAAAGUCUUACCAGAUGAUUUCAACCCUGUUGUUGAUUUUGGUAAUUUUGUUGGAUUAACUUAUGAAGUGGAUUUAAUUAAUGUUUUACCACUCUUAUGGAAUGCUGAUAAAGAAGAAGGUGUAGAUUUGGAAAUCUUUGUUGCUUCUCCUAUUAAUGAUUUAUCUUCUCAACGAUUGCAUAGUAUUUCAGAACCAAUUACUAAAGACUCAACUCAAUCAGUUAAAGAUUCAUGGUUCAUUAGUGGUAAUUUAUUAUUGUGGAAUAACAAUAGAUUAAUUUCAAAGUCACAUGGUGAAGUUAUUGCACCAUCUACAAAGCAAACCAGUUCUGGUGUUUUUAGAAAUCCUCCAAAGUUUUCUCCAUGGCAACCAACUUUGAAAGAUGAAGUUGCUGAACAUCGUAUUUCUGCUAAUUCAACUAGUUCUUACCAAUUCAAACUUCACAAUAACGAAACUUUGAAUUUCACUGUUGCUUCUAAAUUAAGUACCUAUAAUGUCUUAACUAAACAUGAACGUAUAAUCACGAGAGGAUUCGGUUCUAAGACUACCACAACUGAUUUAGGUUUAGUUUAUAUUAGCUCUAAAGAAGAAGAAGUUGAAAUAACUGAUAACUUAACCAACAGUACUUCUUUGAAGUUAGGUUCUUCAACCAGUUUCCCAAUUAAUUUAUCUGAGACUAAGAUUGAGAGUGGAAGUUUACCAGAUGAUAUUUCUGUUAAGGUAGUCCUUGAUUCCAAAUAUCAAGUUUCACUCAAUGGAGAAGUUGUUAACAAGAUUAAGGUUCAAGAGAAUAUUGUUGAUAGACCUGAGGGUUCACCAAUCAUUAGUGUUCACUACCAAAACAAUGACUUCAAGAAGAGUGUUCUGAUAGUUAACGGUAAUGUGGUUGAAAAUUAAAUCAACUAAUAUUACGUCGAUUUAUUUCUUAUGCGUUUAUUUAAUACCUUUAAUUUUACGGGGAUAUAUGAUUAAUUUUAUGUUAUGUUGUGUUAGUUUGAUUUGGCUGCGAAAUUUAAAG
Messenger RNA from Scheffersomyces amazonensis, 2458 nucleotides. RefSeq lists its product as uncharacterized. Lineage: Eukaryota; Fungi; Ascomycota; Pichiomycetes; Serinales; Debaryomycetaceae. The transcript has a single exon. Bases 391 to 2337 code for a protein of 648 amino acids. The record is from RefSeq and is a predicted model, not a curated record.